Molecule: messenger RNA, 3597 nt
Organism: Carica papaya (papaya)
Lineage: Eukaryota; Viridiplantae; Streptophyta; Magnoliopsida; Brassicales; Caricaceae
Source: RefSeq, a predicted model, not a curated record
UGUAAUUUUAUGUGGUUUUCUUUGGUGGUAAGUAUGAUUCUCUUGCCUUUAGAUUUUGUAUCUAUCUCAGGUUUCAUUUAAUCUGGAAUUGGUGAAUCUAACUCUUCAUCUAUACGCAAAGAUAGUUGCAUUUUACAUUAAUAGAUUUAUGAUCUCUGGAUAUUUAACAUUGAAUUUGGUGGUAUUUUGAGCAGAGUCAACUUUUGGCUUCCUUGUUGAGCAGUGGAAGAAUCACUUACCUUCUGGUUAUCUGCUUAAAGAAGCCUCCAUUGAUCAACCUUGUGAACAAGACUCUUGCCGUUGUCACUUCACAAUUGUCCUAGAUAGCACUCUUAGAGUUGAUCCUGAACUAGUCUUGAAAUAUCAGUGGUUUGUAGGAGAGAGAUCGCUCUCAAAUUUCGUUGCUAUUCCUGAUGCUACAAAAGAGGUCUAUUGGCCAAAGCAUGAAGACAUUAAUAAAGUUCUAAAAGUGGAAUGUACCAUGAUACUGGGUGAGAUUGAAUAUCCUCCAAUUUUUGCCAUAUCUUCGCCGGUUUCACGAGGAAAUGGAAUUCCAAAGGUUGUGAACGUUGAGGUGCAUGGGGAAUUGAUUGAGGGAAAUUAUAUUAGGGGUCAUGCGGAGGUUGCAUGGUGUGGUGGGACUCCUGGAAAAGGUGUUGCAAGUUGGUUAAGGAGAAGGUGGAACGGUAGUCCAGUGGUAAUUGUUGGAGCAGAAGAUGAAGAGUACCUGUUGACUUUGGAUGAUGUAGAUUCAAGUUUGGUUUUCAUGUACACACCAGUAACGGAAGAAGGUGCCAAAGGGGAACCUCAAUAUAAGUAUACCGAUUUUGUAAAAGCAGCUCCACCAUCUGUCAGUAAUGUCCGAAUUAUUGGAGAUCCUGUUGAAGGAAAUGUUAUCAAAGGAAUUGGAGAUUACUUUGGAGGUAGAGAGGGCCCUAGCAAGUUCCACUGGUUACGUGAGAACAGAGAAACUGGGGACUAUGUGUUGGCAUCAACUGGUACGUCUGAUUACACUUUGACGAAAGAAGAUGUAGGCCGAUGCUUGGCUUUUGCAUAUAUACCCAUAAAUUUUGAGGGGCUAGAAGGGCAAUCUGUAUCGGUGGUGUCAAAUAUAGUGAAGCAUGCACCCCCAAAAAUAACAAAUCUUAAGAUUAUUGGCGAUCUGAGAGAGAACAGUAAGGUUACUGUAACUGGUACUGUUACUGGAGGGUCUGAAGCUUCAAGUAGAGUGCAGUGGUUUAAAACAAUUUCUUCAACAUUGAAUGAGAAUGGUCUUGAAGCAAUGAGCGCAUCCAAGAUUGCUAAGGCAUUCCGGAUACCUUUAGGAGCUGUUGGCUAUUAUGUUGUUGCAAAAUAUACUCCUAUGACUCCAGAUGGUGAAUGUGGUGAACCAGCAUAUGUAAUAUCAGAAAGAGCAGUUGAGACUCUUCCACCAAGCUUAAAUUUCUUAUCUAUAACUGGUGAUUACAUCGAAGGCGGAAUACUAACAGCAUCAUAUGGCUAUAUAGGGGGUCAUGAAGGGAAAAGCUUAUAUAAUUGGUAUCUUCAUGAGGUAGAAGGUGACCAUGGUGACCUAAUAGAUGGCAUCACUGGGCUUCUCCAAUAUCGCAUAGGAAAAAAUGAUAUUGGUAAAUUCAUUUCCUUUCAGUGUACUCCAGUGCGCAAUGAUGGGAUUGUAGGUGAGCCAAGAACAUGCAUGGGGCAAGAAAGAGUUCGUCCUGGAAGCCCAAGAUUGAUCUCUCUGCAAAUAGUUGGAAGUCCUGUUGAAGGAACAGAACUAAACGUAGAAAAAAAGUAUUGGGGUGGUGAAGAAGGAGAUUCAGUUUUUCAGUGGUUCCGGACUAGUUUAGAUGGAACACAAACUGAAGUUAGGGGUGCCACACUCUCAUCAUAUGUUCUCUCGGUUGAUGACAUUGGCUUCUUUCUUUCUAUUUCAUGUGAGCCUGUCAGGAGUGACUGGGCUCGUGGCCCUAUUGUUCUCUCAGAACAAAUUGGACCAAUUGUUCCUGGUCCUCCAACCUGUCGGUCUUUGGAGUUUCUUGGAUCAAUGAUGGAAGGACAACGAUUGAGUUUUCUUGCUUCAUAUAGUGGAGGGGAGAGGGGAGAUUGCAUCCAUGAAUGGUUUAGACUUAAAAGUAAUGCUGUCAAAGAAAAACUGAGUAUUGAUGAGUUUCUGGACUUAACUUUGGAGGAUGUGGGAAGAAACAUUGAAGUCAUUUAUACUCCUGUGCGCAAAGAUGGAAUGAAAGGGCAUCCUAUGAGCAUUGUAUCUGAUGUAAUUACUCCAGCGGAUCCUAUGGGACUGGAACUUCUCAUUCCUGAUUGCUGGGAGAGUCAGGAGGUUGUUCCUCAGAAAACAUAUUUUGGGGGGCAGGAGGGUGUUGGAGAAUAUAUUUGGUACAGAACCAAGAAUAAUUUAGGUGGAGCUGCAUUGAUGGAUAUAUCUGCUGGUGCUGAAAAUGUUUUUAUAUGUGGUAGAACAUUAACAUAUACUCCUUCACUUGAAGACGUCGGAUCCUAUUUAGCCUUACACUGGCUGCCCAAACGUGCUGAUGGUAGAUGUGGAAGGGCAUUAGUUGCAAUUUCUGUUUCUCCAGUUCAUCCAGCUCUUCCAGUAGUUUCUCAUGUUCAUGUGAAGGAGCUGUCUGCGGGUAAAUAUUUUGGAGGAGGGCAAUAUUUUGGAGGUUACGAGGGAUCAAGUAUCUUCAGCUGGUAUAGGGAAACUAAUGAUGGAACUAUUGUUCUCGUUAAUGGAGCUACUUCUAGAACCUAUGAAGUCGCAGAUGCAGAUUACAAUUGCCGUUUGUUAUUUGGGUACACACCGGUUCGAUCAGAUUCAGUUGUGGGAGAACUCCGAUUGUCAGAGGCUACCAGCAUUAUUCUACCUGAGCCCCUGAAAGUGGAGAUGCUUGCACUUACUGGAAAGGCAGUAGAAGGUGACGUACUUACUGCUGUUGAAGUUAUCCCGGAGAAUGAAAUUCAACAACUUGUUUGGAACAAGUACAAGAAAGAUGUACAAUACCAGUGGUUCUGUUCAACAAAUGAAGGAGAUAGAAAAACCUUUGAGCCUUUGUCUUCACAGAAGUCGUGCUCUUACAAAGUUCGUUUAGAAGAUAUUGGUUGCUGUUUGAAAUGUCAAUGCAUUGUGACUGAUGUGUUUGGAAGGUCAAGUGAGCCAGCAUCCACUGAGACUGCUCCUGUCUUGCCAGGUGUUCCUCGAAUAAAUAAGCUGGAGAUUGAAGGCAGGGGUUUCCACACCAAUUUAUAUGCUGUUCGUGGGACUUACAGUGGAGGAAAGGAGGGCAAAAGUAGAAUUCAAUGGCUGAGGUCAAUGGUUGGAAGUCCUGAUCUAAUCUCCAUUCAAGGAGAGACAGGAAGGAUGUAUGAAGCUAAUGUAGACGAUGUGGGCUACAGACUAGUGGCUAUCUAUACUCCUGUUAGAGAAGAUGGUGUGGAGGGCCAACCCGUUUCUGCAUCAACAGACCCAAUUGCUGUUGAGCCUGAUGUUCACAAAGAAGUGAAGCAAAAGCUUGAUAUCGGAUCAGUGAAAUUUGAGGUAUGAGUAUGUUUGUGCCUUUAGUGUGACCAUUAUUACAC